Messenger RNA from Aaosphaeria arxii CBS 175.79, 1492 nucleotides. RefSeq lists its product as uncharacterized. Gene Ontology annotation, molecular function: transcription coregulator activity. The transcript is spliced from 2 exons. NCBI's taxonomy places the organism in Eukaryota, Fungi, Ascomycota, Dothideomycetes, Pleosporales. Gene Ontology annotation, cellular component: SBF transcription complex; cytoplasm. The record is from RefSeq and is a predicted model, not a curated record. Bases 371 to 1327 code for a protein of 318 amino acids.
GCCACUGACCAGGCAUUGCUUCACAGACAACUUCGGCAUCCCCCACCCUGCUGACAUUCACAAUCUCUACAAGCGCGAGCUCCCAGCUUCUCAGGAAUCCUAUGCUUCUGGUGCCGCCUCAAGCACGUUCGCGGCACCAACACUGCUAUCAUCGUCGAGCAAUAUCUCCAAUUCCACAGGCGGAGAAACCGACCUAACAUCGCUCUCACCUUCUCGCAUUCUCGCCCCAGCUCCAUCAAUACAGUCCCCUAUCGCGCAGAAGGUGGUUCCGCCUUCGCCUACUCGAGCUCGCACUCAGCAUGUGCAAACUACUGCACCCCGGAUCGACACUGCCAUCGCGCAGCAAACCGGUAACACAGCAGCAAGCCCCAUGUCGCUCGAGUCCCCUGGUCUGAACCACGGGUCUAAGAGGACCGCAAGUGGAAUCAUCAAGACAGCAGACGCAGUGGUACACAGCCCCACCGCUACUCCAUCUGCUCCAUCUGCUCCAUCUGCUCACAAAAGGACAAAGAGUACGGGGUCGAAUACGCGGAUUGGCGAGCUCUCCGCGCAACUCAAGACUCGAUUGUCCUAUGCGAUGAUCAAAGUCCAGAACGGUUGGGAGAAGCAGUCGCUAGAGGAAUUGGAAGACCAAACUUCUCAACGCGGGUCGCCUUCGUCAGCACCAGCUGCGACCGAAAGAUUGACAUUCGAAUCCCCUCGCCCUACCAUGCGGAGACCAAGUGGUGUAUCUGACUCCGAUUUUCCCAUGAUGUCUCCCGGCCAAGGUAGUCCCUCGUACCUGGGGCUGCCACACGUCGCCGUUACUUCUGGUAAGCGUGUCGCGUCAUGCUUAGUGGCAUUCGUAUUCCUGUCUAACCGAAUCCUUGCAGCAGCCUGGCCUGCAGGAACCUAUGCGGUAUCUCCACUGGGGAAAGGCAAUGGUCCUGUUCUAGCACCUCCCGCAGAAAUUGGUCCCCGAAGAAAGAGACGGUCAAGUGCUUCGCAUGCACCUCCACCUCUGCUGGGGUCAGGUCAGCGAAAACAUUACAGUGACCUUGGAAGUAUGAGUGCACCACGCACGCCAACCUCGACAUCAACACCCAGGGCAGGUAUCCUCCGUAUGCCGAGCCAACAGGCUGAGAAAGAUGCAGUCGAUACUCUACUUUUCAUGAGCAGUCCAAAUAAUUCAGGCCGGAUUCCACACACCAGCGCAGAUGCUCAACCCAGUCCUCUACGCACAGAAGUUUCCACGAGACGCGUCAUGUUCGACCAUACUGCCCAAGAGAGGUACAUGGCCAGUCAAUCGCAGCAUAUGGGUCCCAAUGGUCAACCUGCACCCCAAUAGGCGGAUACCGCGCGAUUGACCCAUGUACUCGGAUCGGCGCGACCACUGAUCGAAUUCUAGAAGAACGAUUUGCAUGCAUUGCACAGUUGGCGUUGUGGUGAUACCCAGAAAUUCCCUUUUUGCGACUUGCACGAAACGCAAGGUGGACUGGCAGAGGUACUUGCU